Molecule: messenger RNA, 1415 nt
Organism: Dermacentor andersoni
Lineage: Eukaryota; Metazoa; Arthropoda; Arachnida; Ixodida; Ixodidae
Source: RefSeq, a predicted model, not a curated record
GUCCCCGUGGCCAGCUCGGCCUUCCCGCGCCUUGCAGUGCGGAGCGCUACCGCGAUGGCCACGCGCCAGCGCCAGGGCACCACCACUGGCCAGGGCCGUCGUCGCCAACAGCGCCAACAGCCGAGGCAGAAUCAACGCGCCGAGCACCGCGCUCAACCAGUUAACGGCCACGAAAAUGAGGCCGGCGAUGGAGGGAUCCACAACGAUGUUCCCGUGGGCCUCGUGCCAGGGUCAGUGAUGGGGCCAGUCGUGGCAUCAUCCUUCUUGUACUUGCCACCGCCGUAUGCAGCCGUAUACCCUCCGGUGCUGCUUCAAUUCGAGCCGUAUGUCCCUUUUGUCGAGAAUCAGGGCCUAGUCCCAGGGCAAGAGUACGCUCGGCUCUUGGAGGCGUCGAUGCUGUGGGGCCUGCACGCGGACCAAGAUCGAGCGGAGCAACUGCAGCGUGGUACUGGUGAACCACAUGAAGGAGCCCAUAACAACGCACCGCUGCACCAGAUGGGCGCUGAGGAAGGUCACGGUGACGUACAGCAAAACCCGGUGGCCGUUCAGCCGGAAGAUCUCUGGGAGCCCGAGUACUAUGGCCCUGUGGUGACGAGCUACGGUACAGUGUCCAUAAUGCUUAGGCACUGUGUUCGAGUCGACAUCUCUGUGCAUGGCGCCGUGCGCGUUGUCAAUUUCCCAAAACACUGCACAGCGGCUAUCAACAGCGGUGGAGAGUGCAGCUGUGUCUGCCACCCGUGCGGCCGCGUGCUACAGCAGGGUGGAAAUGUGCACAUGGCAACAGGAACACGCUUGGCCCAGAUCUCGAUCCGCGGAGUGACCUUCACGGCGUUCAAUCACGGACUCGUGUAUCUGGUUGACGCUUCGGGAACAAAGUCCACAACAGAGCGCUUCCAGAUCCUUUCCUACGACGUCCCCCUGAACGUGUUUGCCUACGAGGUGCCGCAGGGAGUGGAAUGUUUUGACGAAUGCUUCCGCAUUGUAAGGGAGGCAAAGCAGAGGACCACGAGAACCGGCGACGAAAUCUGGCUCGUGAACGGUGUGAGAAUCAAGCAGACCCCGUGGGGAGAUGUUCAAGUGUCCCGAGACUCAGGAAGACGUGUCAUCUGGACGUCGCCCUCGGCUGGCACGAUAUCAGUGAACACGCCGAUCGUGAAGACCGCCAUGAGCUGCGAUCCCCGAAAGUUCUUUUUCGUGAAGGUGGGUCAGAAGAGGCUCAGUGCCAGCGCCGAUGCGUUCACAGUCCGGAACGGCAGCCAGCGAGCCGGAUUUGACAUCCGAGGCCGCCUCAUUCUUCCCUGACCAAGCAUAUGGUAGCACUCUAGAGAACGUUAUGCACAAAAAAGAACCAACAGUUUGCCUCGCCUAUGGUGUCGUUCUCUGCUUACGUGAGAAUACAUUAUCAUUCCAUAUCA